CAACCACUUUCGAUUCUGCAUCAAAUAACAAAAUAUAUAAACAAAGCUUGAUUAACAUUAUGCAAACGAUGCGACGUAAUUACGGCACACGACCGAAUGCCGCCGCACACCACUAACCUAAUUAACCCAGGCAGCCGGUCAUUCGCUAAUUAUAUAGUACCGAAAAACUUUACACGGCUGCCGCGCAAAACCAGACCAUGGGCAGUUUCACUGGUGCACUGCUGUAUCUUUCAUUGCUUGCUUUUUUUGCUGCUCUCCACACCGUGUCCAGUUACGGCAUCGGCAACAACUGGCCCACGCCAGCGCCGCCACCGGUGACCCCGCCACCCGCGGUCAUUCCCACGGUUACGCCGCCGCCCCUCUUCCCUGAUUUCACAUUUUACCCUACACCGGCGCCACCGGCCACACCGCCGUACAUCCCCAUUGUCGUCAAUACACCGACCUAUGCCCCGGUAACCACAUUUCCCACGUUCCCCACCUUCCCGACCUUUCCAACGUUCGGUACAUUCCCGACCUUUGCCACAUUUCCCACCUUCCCAACUUUUCCCACGUUUCCGACCUUCCCAACGUUUGCGACUAAUCCACCGGGUCCGAUCACACCCCAUGUGACGCCGGCGCCGAUUGUGACACCCAUCACCCAGUUUCCGACGCCCCCGGGCAACCCUUGUAUCAAUAUUGUGCCAGGCACGCUGACGACGCCGCCGACAAACCCCUACAGACCGGGUGCGUACUAUAAUCCCAUUCCAGCGGUGACGGUGGCGCCGGCGCCGCCCAGCCGGCCAUCCGUUUUCUUCCCCACACCGCCAUCAUUUCCUCUACCAUCCCCGCCAGGAUUACCCCCGCAACCCGUGACCUGUCCUCCGUCCACGGAUACGCCGCCUUAUUAUCCGGGUUCAUAUGGAGGAUCUGGUUACGGGAUAUACAACUACCAUGGAUCAUACGGAGUGUCGGUGUCUGUCAGCGGCGGAUCACCACCCUCGCAAAUCGACCAGAUAACGCUGCUGUCGCAGUACAUGACGGACUUCCUGAUGACACUGACCAAAGAGCAAUUAAUUGCGUUUUUCCGUGUGUUCUACAUGUCGCAGGCACUGGGAGCACAGUUACUGGAUCCCCGCACAGCCUUACCGCGCUCCAUACAGCAGCCGGAUCGGCAGGCUAUAGAAACCGCCAGGAAUAUUCCACUGUCCUUGCCGCAGUUACAAGCACUGGAGUUCACGGAAUUAGGGAGAAUUAUGAAACGCUAUGCGGCACAGAUCAAUACCGCGCCCAAAAAAGAACGAGGAAGUCUCAUAAAAGAGUACCAUCGCGUUGUUAAUGAACUAAGGCUACCGAAAGGUAUCAAAUAUGCCCUUAAACAGGCUGUUUUAUAGCCUGUAAGGAACCUUUCGGCAGAAAUUGUUUUUUGUCGAAAAUCAAAGUUUUGUGCAAUUUGGUUUAUACUUUAUACAGAAAUAUUCAUAAAACGGAAUAAAUCUGAUUUUCUGUGGACGAAAAUGCAAGAA
Paramacrobiotus metropolitanus is the source of this 1502-nucleotide messenger RNA. RefSeq lists its product as uncharacterized. The coding region runs from base 198 to 1370 and encodes 390 amino acids. NCBI's taxonomy places the organism in Eukaryota, Metazoa, Tardigrada, Eutardigrada, Parachela, Macrobiotidae. The transcript has 4 exons. The record is from RefSeq and is a predicted model, not a curated record.